Messenger RNA from Cuculus canorus (common cuckoo), 4789 nucleotides. RefSeq names its product anoctamin 10 (gene ANO10). The transcript is spliced from 13 exons. Gene Ontology annotation, biological process: chloride transmembrane transport. Gene Ontology annotation, cellular component: plasma membrane. Gene Ontology annotation, molecular function: chloride channel activity. The coding region runs from base 158 to 2092 and encodes 644 amino acids. NCBI's taxonomy places the organism in Eukaryota, Metazoa, Chordata, Aves, Cuculiformes, Cuculidae. The record is from RefSeq and is a predicted model, not a curated record.
GCCUGCGCGGGGCGGUGCCACGUGCGCGGGGCGGCACACGAGUCCGGGCGGUGUCGCGCUGUCCGCCGCGCUGCGCCCUGGCUGCCCGCGGCCGCCGCCCGCCCUGCCCUGCCCUGCCCUGCCCUGCGGAUGCGGAGCCGGCGCAAGCUCUCAAAAGAUGGCAGAAAGCUGGUCUUUCUUGGAUACUUCUGAGCCUAACUUCAGGCCUCUGGUAGUGAUUGAGCUUGCAAAAGGCACCAAAGAGGAAACCGUAGCAUGGUUCACUAAACGAAUUGUGGACAAAAAAGGAAAUGGAGGGGCGCAACUGCUGGUUAAACCAUUGGUCACAGAAAAGGGAGAUGAAAACAUUUAUCUCGUUGGAGCUUCCCACUUAAGGCUGUUGCUGGGAGCUGAGGCUGUGGGUUUGGUGAAGGAAUGUAAUGAUAACUCAAUGAGAACUUUUACAUACAGCAGUAGAAAAACUUUCAAAGAUUUUGCAGAUGACAAUCACAAUUUCCUUACAAUGGCAGAAUGUCAAUAUAUCAUCAAACAUGAACUCGAAAAUUUGAGAGCUAAAGAUGAAAAAAUGAUACCUGGAUAUCCUCAGGCAAAGCUCUAUCCAGGAAAAUCAAUUGUGAGAAGAUUAUUGACCAGUGGCAUUCUAGUUCAGAUUUUCCCACUGCAUGAUAGAGAAGAGUUGAAGAAACUCCGUCACAGCUGGUAUGGCCGAGUUAAAGUUGGCUAUCAACCUUUAGAUGAGAUACGCAGUUACUUUGGUGAAACCAUCGCUCUCUACUUUGGCUUCUUAGAGUACUUCACGUUUGCCUUGAUUCCAAUGGCUGUCAUUGGCAUUCCUUAUUAUGUGUUUGCAUGGGAAGACUAUGACAAAUACGUGAUGUUUGCCACAUUCAAUCUGCUCUGGUCCACUGUGAUUCUGGAAGUUUGGAAGCGUAUUUGCGCCAUCAUGUCAUACCGUUGGGGGACGUUGUUGAUGAAACGGCAGUUUGAAGAACCAAGACCAGGCUUUCGUGGUGUCUUGGGUAUCAAUCCUGUCACUGGGAGAGAAGAACCAGUGUACUCAAGUAUUAGGAGACAGAUACGGAUUUACCUGGUGUCCCUACCAUUUGUGUGCCUUUGCCUCUACUUCUCACUGUAUGUGAUGAUGAUUUACUUUGACUUGGAACAGUGGGCUCUGGAUUAUCAUGAGGAAAACGAGUCUAACUUCAGCAGCUUGAUGCUGUACGUGCCCAGUAUCAUAUAUGCUGUCGUAAUUGAAAUCAUGAACCGUAUCUAUCGGUAUGCUGCUGAAUUCUUAACUUCAUGGGAAAAUCACAGGCUGGAAUCUUCGUAUCAGAAUCAUUUAAUUCUGAAGGUUUUGGUGUUCAACUUCCUAAAUUGUUUUGCAUCUCUCUUCUACAUUGCCUUUGUGCUGUUUGAUAUGAAGCUUUUGAGACAGAGCUUGGCCACUUUGCUGAUAACUUCACAGAUCCUUAAUCAGUUUGCAGAAUCCUUGCUUCCUUACUGGCUCCAAAAGAGACAUAACAAGAGGAUGAAGAAACGCAUGUGUUCCCUGAAAACAGAUACGGACAUGUCGUUAUUAGAACAAGUCAACUUGGAGAAAGAAAUGGGCACUUACUUUGGUACUUUUGAUGAUUAUCUGGAAUUGUUCUUACAGUUUGGCUAUGUGAGUCUUUUCUCCUGUGUUUAUCCACUGGCAGCUGUCUUUGCAGUGUUAAACAACAUCACAGAGAUAUAUUCUGAUGCCUUGAAGAUGUGUAGAGUUUACAAGCGGCCCUUUGCAGAACCCACAGCAAAUAUUGGUGUUUGGCAGUUGGCUUUUGAAACUAUGAGUGUAAUAUCAGUAGUCACUAAUUGCAUGCUGAUUGGAAUGUCUCCACAAGUGAAUGCCCUUUUUCCAGACUCAAAAACGGACCUUGUUCUGACUGUGGCAUUGGUAGAACACUUGCUACUAGCAAUAAAGUUUAUUAUGGCAUUUGUAAUUCCGGAUAAACCAAGAGAUAUCCAGAUAAAACUAGCCAAAUUGGAAUUUGAAUCUCUAGAGGCUCUCAAACAACAGCAAAUGAAGCUUGCGGCUGAGUCACUGAAGGAGUAAACAUGAAGGAAUGAGGAUGAGUAAAGCAGUCACAUGUGAAUGUGGGCACUCCUUCAGCGUUUGUUUAUGAUGAUGUGUAGCGCUCAGAGUGUGCACUUUACCAUCUAUUCAGUAGGUGGCACCUGCUUUUUUGAUACUUGGUAAAUAUUCUUUGCCUGCCACUGUCAAAGAAGAUAUUUUCUCUUGCUCUCUUUGUUCCUGACAUGCAACCGUUGGUGAAGUUAACAUGAAAUAAAGUCCUCCAGCUUAUACUAGGGCUGGUUGAAAUCUGCCAGACUCACCAUGCUUCAAGCAACUGAAAACACAUCCUGUGAGCAAGCAUCCAGAAGCUCAAUAGAGUUUUCAGCUGCCACUUUGUAAGAGAAAAAGAAAGAAGGUAGACCGGUAUUUAAUUCACAGUGUCCCUUCGGGGCUACUGCCCCUUUUAUUCCUUCAUUACAACAGCUAAUCAAUCCUGUGCUGUUUCAAAGACUUGCUUAUGAGCUACCGUUUGCAGAUAGCAAAUUAAUUUAAGUAUUUUAUACAUUUCAUUAUGAAAUAUGUGAUUGUCCGCUAUAUAAUCUGAGAAAUAGUCGAAUGUAAAUAUUAUAAAGUAUGCAUCAUGUACUCCUGUGCACUAGUUAUCUAAAUAUGCUCCAGCUAAAAUCUUUUCAAAAGCUGGGUGAAAAGCAUUCAGCGGGAAACAGAUGCUGAUCAGUAAUCUAUGAAGUGUAUUUUGCUUUAAUUUACAUUAGAUUUUGGUAUAAUUUCUCUGGCUCUUGAACUGCAGUAUUAUAUGAACAAAUCUUCUGGUUAAGUGAACUGACAGAGAUCAAUUAAACUCGAUACUCGAUAUACCAGUAUUUGUGUUUGUAGUGAAUAUCUGAUGCUUUUUCUUGCCUUUCACAGAAAGGUGGUUUUCCUAAUGUUUCAUUGUUUUCUGACAAUAAGACGACCAAAAUCUACAGUAUUUAGAAUGAUUUCGGUUGGAAAAGACCUUUAAGAUCAAGUCCAGCCAUCAGUCUUGUGUCCAACCAUUUGUUCUCGUGACCUUGAGACAGCUUAUUUUCUCCUACUGUGACCUUCAUCUUUGGUAGAUGUAACUCACCUGUAUGUGAUGGUUGCUGGAAUUUCUCUUUGGAAAAACCUGCUGUUGCAAUAAUUGAGGUAUUUGUCUACUUCGCACAUUUUGGGUUUCUGCCACGGGGCCCCCAUAGCAGAGUAACAGAACUACGCCAAAAUAAUGUGUUCUGUCUGGAAUUUAAAAUUAACAUUUCUCAAACUCCACAAGCGUGACCCAGUAAGAAAACGACUUCAUUCCCUUGGGAAGAGGAGAAAACCGUGCUACAGCUGCUGUCUCUGUUCUUGCUUCUCCCACUGUGCAUCUCCCACGCUGCUGCUAUUUCAGGGGUAUCUCAUGAGCUGCUGCUGUUUCAGAGCCUGCUCCUGAAGAUGCAGCAGGGUUGUGGCUGCACAAGCUCUUCCCUGAGCAUCCAGCAGGGAUCUCUGUAGGCAGCACACCUCCCUUCUUAUAGUGCUGAUUAGAUCCCAAGACCAAAGCUUUUUUGAGGAGAGUUUCUCCAUGAAAGUUCCUCAGCUUUGCAGUUUCUUGCCCACUUUGGUCUGAAGUAGCUCGUGUUUGUGGGUUGGGUUCCUGGUGGAAUAUGUUCUUGUGAGCUUGCCAUAGCCGUUUUGAAGGAAUUCUGCUGGUCUGUUAUUUGUGCAGGUUUAUGAGCAUAAAGUUGUUGUGUUUUGCUGAUGGCGUCUGUGUGGGUGUCUAGGAUAAUUUUCUAAGAUGAAUUAGAAAAGGAAUCAAGUUGGGUCUCAACUGGAAUCGUGUGAAAAAAAAAAAAGUAGUCUUCUGCAAAACUGACUUUGUAAUUGUUCUGGUGGUCCUUUUAUUCUCCUGUUUUCCAUAGACUUAACAGGGAAAUCUCUAGUAAAGUUUAAGUACCCAAUGACAUAAGGAACAUUAGCUAUUGCCCUUGCCUUAGGCAAAUCCCUUCACUUCUACUUAGUUUCCUUACCUAUAAAUGCAGAUAAUACUGUUCUUCAGGUGAAUUCUCCAUCUCAGGCUAGUAGGUGUGAAGGAAUUAUGACCUUCCAUACUGUGAAUGAUUGAGAAGCGUGGGAAUCUUUUGCUUUAUAGGGAUUCGAAUCUGUUCUGGACACUGGGAGAACUCUUACUUUAGCAUCACAGACACUAUGUGAUUGUGACAGGGAGUGUUUCUGCCCUGAAGAACAUACACUGUAGCUUGUUGAGAAAUGUUACCGGUGUAUUGUCAAGUAAUAUUUUGUCACUGAACUGAAAUUUAGCUCCUAUUUCUUUGUAGGCUGCUCUUUGUCCUUUUACUGGGGUGUGUAUGUGUGUUUGCUGUGUUUCAUACUGUUUGAUAUUGGGUUUCAGCUUCGUUUUUUACAUUCACGAUGUCAUCUGUAUUCAUUUCUUAUUUGAGAGAAAAGAUGUUUCUGUCUGUGCUUCUGAAAGUCUUCGUAUCAUUUUCUGCUGUAGGUGCAGCUGUAGAAGUUGUGGGAUGCUAGGGAUGAAACUUACUGAGAAGAAUCUGUUGUCAGAUGAAAAUAUUAGACAGAAUGAAUAAGAUAUUUACCAGUAACCGCCAUUCAUGUGCUGUGUCACCGGUGUGUCUGUUCCUAGUCCCCAAGGCACACAAGAGUGGAGACUUCAUUUUCCUGUCAUGCUCAGGCCAGCCCUUGAUG